Messenger RNA from Telopea speciosissima, 441 nucleotides. Its product is annotated as probable endopeptidase p60. The transcript has 3 exons. Bases 25 to 435 code for a protein of 136 amino acids. NCBI's taxonomy places the organism in Eukaryota, Viridiplantae, Streptophyta, Magnoliopsida, Proteales, Proteaceae. The record is from RefSeq and is a predicted model, not a curated record.
CUGAGCACAGAGAUCUUCAAAACUAUGCCGACCGGAGGUAAGGACGAUAAUCAAGGAGGCAUUGACAAAGAUGCCGCCAUUGCUAAGACUGCUGGGUUCGUAGUCUUCUCAGGAAUCGCCAUGAGCCUUCUCAAAACCCUCAUUGCAUUCGACAACAAUAAAAACAAAACCACCAAUGGUUGCAGCAUCAAGUCUUGCAGCGGAUCAACCCCGCCGCUUCAAGAAUCAAAAUCUCCUCCUCUGGAAAAACUUAUCAAGCCCACAACAACCCUAGAACGGCCGCCAGCAUCGUUGGCUCGGACAGUAGAGAUUGUUAAGGGAGACACUUUGUGGGGUCUCUCCAGGAAAUACGGAGUAUCGAUUGAUGCAAUCAAAGAGGCUAAUGGGCUCACAGGGAACACUAUCUAUGCUGGGAAGAAGCUCGUCAUUCCAUGAUGUUGU